Molecule: messenger RNA, 1540 nt
Organism: Colossoma macropomum (tambaqui)
Lineage: Eukaryota; Metazoa; Chordata; Actinopteri; Characiformes; Serrasalmidae
Gene: chchd4a
Product: coiled-coil-helix-coiled-coil-helix domain containing 4a
Exons: 3
Coding region: 138-596 (152 amino acids)
Biological process (GO): protein import into mitochondrial intermembrane space
Cellular component (GO): mitochondrial intermembrane space
Molecular function (GO): protein-disulfide reductase activity
Source: RefSeq, a predicted model, not a curated record
UUGUGGAAGAAGCAUUGUCACUCCGUUCACUGCCCGGUGAGUGCAGGCGUGCUGGACCCGGUGCUGUCCAGGACCAAAGACUGAAAACGGAGAACAAAGGGACCUGAGUCGGCUGUCCGGCCCUCUCCGCUGGAAAGAUGUCCUACUGCAAAGAGGAAGGUAAAGAUCGCAUCAUCUUCGUGACGAAGGAGGACCACGAGGCGCCGAGCAACGCUGAGCUUGUAGAAGACGACCCCAAUGACCCCUAUGAAGAUCAUGGUCUCAUUCUGCCCAACGGGGACAUUAACUGGAACUGCCCGUGUCUGGGUGGCAUGGCCAGCGGCCCCUGCGGUCAGCAGUUCAAGGACGCCUUCUCCUGCUUCCACUACAGCAAAGAGGAGGUGAAGGGCUCCGACUGUGUCGAUUAUUUCCGCAGCAUGCAGGAAUGCAUGCAGAAAUACCCCGAACUCUACCCGCAGGAGGACGACAGCGAGAGCGCCCCCUCUGGAGGGGCCGAGGCGGUGCCCACCGAAUCCACAAGCACUGCCUCCGCAUUCGUCUCUGUUCCUGCCUCAGAGGAAGCAGCAGUUGGGACAGAAAGCCCAGCUACCAGCUAAUAUUACCAGCGCUUUUACUUUCGGCCUCUUGAUCUCAAUCACAAAUACUCUUUGAGUUACACAGAGAGACACACGAAACUACACAGACCUCCCUCCACCUCCCCUCAGGAUACUGAGAAGAGGAGGAAGCUGCUGAGAAACGUUCAGCUCUCCCUCAAAGAGAUGAAGACUGAGAAAUAUAACGAAAUUAUACUAUAGAAGGGUUAUUUUUGGAUCGAUGACUCUUGCGAUGCUUCCAAAUCCUGAGUCAUGAGGUAUAAACACUGUAGGAGUGAGAGAGAACAGUAUGGAGGACCGAUUAGCCUCUGAUGCUAAUCUGGUAAUCAAUAUUAAUAUAAAAUGGGUUACAUAUGCACUGCAUUUUUCACAGUUUACCAGCUGAAUUUCACUGUUUGAUUAAGUUUGCUCGAUAAAGCGAAGGUCGUUUCUGCAUAGUCCGCUCUAAAGCGCCUGUCUCCGCUAAGCUUGAGUGUUAUUUUUGUACUUUUGAGUGGUCUCUCUGUACGUUAGAGGGCUCAUACUGCUGAAAUAACAUGGCUUUAAGGUUAGCAUAUUGUUGCUGUCUUAAUAAAAGCUCACAUCUACCCAAAUCAGCCUUUCAGUAGAGGUGAAUUCACACAGGGCAUGUGCACAUCUGUCUUUUCUUAAGACGGUAAUGACGGGUCACAAAAGGGUCUAUAUUUGUUGUUCUUUGUGUCCUUAAUUAGCUUCAUCAUUUCAUGACCGACACUUCCAAUCCAAAGUUUAGAAUCUCUGUUUUCAUUAGCAUAACGUCUGCAGAUACGUCUAUAAAAUUACUGAAAUAUGAUGCUCAUAUUAUAUAAAUUUCAAAAAAGCUGUAAAAUUUACAUUUUUGAUGAGUUUAUUAAGUUAUAUGUAGGGCUGUCAUUAUCAAUUGUUUAUAAUCCAAUUAUUAUUUUCAUAUAUAUAUAUAUAUAUAUAUA